UGCUUUACGUGCUGACGUUAGAUUAUCUUCUCAAGAUGCUGCUCUAUUUACUUCCGAUUUUAACCUGCUCUCUGUUCGUAGGGGAAGCACGCGGCCGAGUCACUUGGAAUCGAACCGCGUUGGACUCAUUCCAAGCUGGAGUCGAAGCAACUUGGAAUCGAACCCACUUGACUCUGGCUUCGCAAGACUGCCCCGGAGGCUACUCCCUCGUGGGCGACAAAUGCCUCAUGUUCGUCACCUUCGCUGCUGAACCCUAUCAGGGAGCCAGAUUUUUCUGCCAUGCAGCCAGAGGGGAGCUGGCUGCCAUCACCACGGCCACGGACUUCAAGAAUUUAGUCGAUUACAUCCACGCCAACGGUUUCUUCGGCCGAACUUUCUGGGUGGACGGAACAGACGAAGCAGAAGAGGGCGUUUGGGUGACGUCGUCAGGAGUAGCCGUGCCCUUAGGAACCCCGUUCUGGGCCGCUUUUGAUUAUCAGCAACCCGAUAACGCCCGCGGGAAUGAACACUGUCUAUCCAUUCCAUCGGCUUGGUUUCUCUAUAUGAAUGACGUCCCUUGUUCUGACACAAAGAACUUCAUAUGUGAAGCCACCGUCCAAAGGCAGGAGGAGGCCGCAAGCGCAGCGCUGGCUCCCGUCGGCCCGUCGGCGGUGGGCGGCCGCGUCACGUGCCCCAUCCUCUUCGUGGAGGUGGGAGGCCUGUGCAUGAUGUUCGUCACGUGGGCGGAGCAGACCUGGGGCGAGGCUCGGCAGACGUGUGCGGGAGCCUCCGGCGACCUCUUGGCCAUCACCGAUGUUGAAGUGUUGCGAGCUGUGUACCUCUACAUACACGCACAUGGUUUAUCUGGCCACACUUUCUGGCUUGGAGGAUCCGAUCUGGCGAGAGAAGGAACUUGGGUCUACACCACAGGGGAGCCUGUGCCCAUGGGCACCCCUUUCUGGGGUCUUUCUGACAUGAGUGCUCCGUCCCAGGAACCCAACGGAGGAACCAGGGAGAACUGCCUCGCGAUCGGCAGUUUUUACAAUUUCAGGGAUUAUUCAUGUGGCUCAAAGUUCAAGCCACUGUGUGUCUACAGGGGAUGAGCAAAGUGCAUGGAAAGCGUACAAGAAAAAAAAAUGUUUAAAUAGUAAUAAAAAAAUUAUGCUAACAUGAAGUAGAAUAAAAUAUAUAUAUAUGAUAAAUAAAACACAUUUUGCUUUUGUCUUGUAAGCGUUCUUUCAAUGUAUUAGUGACUAAUAAAGGUGCAAAUAUAUA
Messenger RNA from Penaeus indicus, 1254 nucleotides. RefSeq names its product macrophage mannose receptor 1-like. Bases 36 to 1082 code for a protein of 348 amino acids. The transcript has 7 exons. NCBI's taxonomy places the organism in Eukaryota, Metazoa, Arthropoda, Malacostraca, Decapoda, Penaeidae. The record is from RefSeq and is a predicted model, not a curated record.